Messenger RNA from Colletotrichum lupini, 465 nucleotides. RefSeq lists its product as uncharacterized. Bases 1 to 465 code for a protein of 154 amino acids. NCBI's taxonomy places the organism in Eukaryota, Fungi, Ascomycota, Sordariomycetes, Glomerellales, Glomerellaceae. The transcript is spliced from 3 exons. The record is from RefSeq and is a predicted model, not a curated record.
AUGAGACUCCAAGCUGUUGUCAAUGGCCUAAUUGAUCUUCCUCCGGGUGAAGUCAAAAUUUUGAUGGCUUUGUGCGGCGAGCUCAAGCUGGAACUCAUGAUGAGUCUCUCAUUCGUAUCCUUUGAAGAGACACCUCUCGUGCAGCUGGGCAAGCGAAGCACUGGAGACAAUCCUCGACAUGAGAAUACGAUGAACAGGACAGCACGCGACAACGUUAGGACACCACCAUACUCGUGCGGCUAUCUCUACCACCAGAACGCGCUGCGUGCCUUAUGUUCCGGCACGCCGGCAAAGGUACUAGCACUAUGUAAACGAAGACGCGAGUUCUUAUCUACACGCACCGAAAACCAAGUAUCGCCUCGCAGUAGGCAAUAUCGUCCGAGGGAACAAAAGUUCAAAAGUGAUAGCACAACCUGGUUUCGAUCCAGGGACCUCUGGGUUAUGAGCCCAGCGCUCUACCCCUGA